Molecule: messenger RNA, 1087 nt
Organism: Cottoperca gobio
Lineage: Eukaryota; Metazoa; Chordata; Actinopteri; Perciformes; Bovichtidae
Gene: mrps15
Product: mitochondrial ribosomal protein S15
Exons: 8
Coding region: 134-910 (258 amino acids)
Biological process (GO): mitochondrial translation
Cellular component (GO): mitochondrial small ribosomal subunit; ribosome
Molecular function (GO): RNA binding; structural constituent of ribosome
Source: RefSeq, a predicted model, not a curated record
CAUCAUCCUCGCUCAGCUAGUUUGGUCUAGUCAAAAUGGCGAACCUCUUUUAGGGGUCGAGUGUGAACUCCUGUCACAUUUUCAUCAUUAUUGGGUGGUUUAUUUUCUACCUUUUUGAGCUAUCCUGACAACUAUGUUCACAAACGUAGCUCUGCGAACUGUUCUGAAGUCGUCAGUCGGUGUUUUACGGGAGAGCGGAGCUCUGUGCUCGGCACUGUCUGCGAGUCGCUGGACGUGCAGCUCGGCGCUGAUAUCAGGACCGAGAGUCAGCUGCGUCGCAGGUAGCUUUGCUCUCCCGCCACCGGUGAGACAUUAUGCUCGGGCCGCAAAGAAAAAGAAGACGGGCCCCGUGAGCCAGCUCAGUGAUCUUCAUCCAGCGAUGCUGAGGCUGGACUACGCAGCCGUGCCCCUCGCUCAAACGACCGAUGACAUCAUCAAAAGACUUCUGUCACUGGAGCUCGCCAGAAAUAGUGAUAAACUCAAGCUGAAACAGGAGCAGCUGAUUACUUUAGUCCAGAGGGACGAGGACGACCGCAGCUCAGUGGAAGUCCAGGUCGCUUCUUUGACCGCAAAAAUCCGAAACUAUCAGGAGCACUUGCUAAGACACCAAAAGGACAAAGCUAACAAGAGGCGGAUGCUCAUGGCCAUUGAUCGAAGGAAAAAGCUUUUGAAAAACCUGAGGUUGGUGAACUAUCACGCCUUUGAGAAAGUGUGCGAGCAGCUGGGCAUCACCUACACGUUCCCUCCAGAGUACCACAGACGGGUCACUCGCCGCUGGCUGGCCAAGAAGGCCUUCUGCAUCAAGGUCUUUGAAGAAGUGCAGAAGCAGAGAGCAGAGAAGAGGCUGAAGAUGAAGGAGAGUUUAGCCCCCGCUGACGCAGCCAAGACAGCAGCUGUUCAGAGCCAAUGAAAGACGACGUUCUGUAUAUGACAACAAUUGAUUCUAAACGCUUUACUUUUGCAUCUUCAGAUAUGUCCCACGUGAGCAGAUGAGUCCCUUUGUAUCGUGCGUUACCGUCAUACAAUGUUAUUUUCCUUUGCUAUCAAGCUGAUGUCAGAAUUAAAUGGAAAUAAAAUGUCCAAAAAA